AUGCUCCACCCUAUCCGGACGCCAGGUACGGUAGAGCUCUCCCUCACCCUCGUGGACGAUGAGGUCAUCCGCGAGGUCAACGCCGAGUUCCGCGGCGUGGAUGCGCCGACAGACGUGCUUUCUUUCGAGAUGGGGAGCGACGAGGGCGAGGACGACAGCCCAAAGGCAAGGCGUGUCCAGGUCCUGGGGGACAUCCUGAUCUCUCUGGACACAGCCGCGCGGCAGGCUGAGGAAAGGAGGCACGCCCUGGAGCAAGAGCUGCGAGUGCUUCUGGUGCAUGGUCUCCUUCACCUCCUCGGCCACGACCACGAAGAGGGCCCGGUGGAGGCGGCCGCCAUGGCGGACCUGGAGCGGCAGGUGCUGGCGGCGCUGGGCUGGCGCGGCCCCGGCCUCAUCGGCCUGGCUGAGGCCGACAGACCCGCCGGCGGCGCCCAGGAGCCGUCGCCCGGGGCACUCGGCGCCGGCAGGCUGUCCCCCUCCCUCGCGGCGCCCUCUCCCCGAGCGACAGCGACGCCUGGGCCCCGCGACAUCCGGCUGAUCGCACUGGACAUGGACGGCACGCUCCUGGACGGCACCUCCUCCGUGCUUUCCUCCUCCGCCGACGCCAUCCGCGCGGCGCUGGCCCGCGGCGUGCACGUCGUGCUGGCCACCGGGAAGGCGCGGCCGGCCGCGCAGGCCGCGCUGCGCGCCACGGGCAUCGCCGAGCUGGCCUCGGCCGCCGCGCCGGGCAUCUUCCUGCAGGGCCUGCUGGUGUACGGCCAGGGCGGGCUCCUGCUGGCUUCUGCCGCCCUGGACCCCGCCGUUGUCCAGGCGGCCUUCGAGUACUCUGAUGCACACGGAGGGUCGCUGUGUGCCUUUCUUGGGGACGAGUGCCUGACCACCAGGCUCACGCCGGAGCUGAUGGAGCUGCACACGCGAUACCACGAGCCACUACCCUUCCUGGCCGCCCUAGCGGGGACUGGUGCGGAGACCAUGCAGGCCCUGCCAAACAUGCUGGAGAUCGUCCCGCGCGGCUGGAACAAGUGGGCCUCCCUGCAGCACCUCCUGGCCGACCUCAAGUUGGAUGCCAGGCACCUGAUGGCCGUGGGGGACGGCGGCAACGACCUUGCCAUGAUCCGGGGCGCCGGGCUGGGCGUGGCAAUGGGUAACGCGGUACCAGAGGUACUGCAGGCGGCGGACCUGGUGGUCCCCGGCCACGACGAUCACGGGGUGGCGCACGCCAUCCGAGCCGCGCUGGGAGAGCCCUAG
Auxenochlorella protothecoides is the source of this 1248-nucleotide messenger RNA. RefSeq names its product Endoribonuclease YbeY. The transcript has 6 exons. The record is from RefSeq and is a predicted model, not a curated record. Gene Ontology annotation, molecular function: metalloendopeptidase activity. The coding region runs from base 1 to 1248 and encodes 415 amino acids. Gene Ontology annotation, biological process: rRNA processing. NCBI's taxonomy places the organism in Eukaryota, Viridiplantae, Chlorophyta, Trebouxiophyceae, Chlorellales, Chlorellaceae.